AUGACGCGCGCGCCUCGAGCGUCGGCGCGACCGCGGCGCGCGACGACGACGACGACGACGCGCGCGACGACGACGACGACGACGGGCGGUGGUAUAUUCCGACCGAAACGACGCGACGGCGACGCGGGACGCGCGGACGCGCGCUCGACGGCGACGCGGAACGCCGCGGUGGUCGUCGCGAGGCGACGCGCGACGACGCGAACGACCGCGACGGCGACGGCGACGACGGACGCGCGACCGAAACGACGCGUGGCCAUCUUCGUGGAGCCGAGCCCGUUUUCGCACGUGAGCGGGAUGAAGAAUCGAUUCCUGCGAUUGAUCGAGAACCUGCGAGAGAUGGGAGACGACGUGGUGGUGAUCACGCCCGAUCGCGAUCCGCCGAAGGAGUAUCACGGGGCGAAGGUGAUCGGGUUGAGAGGGUUCGUGCUGCCGUUUUACGGGACGGACACGCUGCUGUGCUCGUUCGGGCUCGACGGACGGGUGUGGCGGGAGUUUAAGGAGAAUAAACCGGACUUGGUGCACUGCGCGGUGCCGGGAGGGAUGAUUUUUGGGGCGAUGACGUACUGUAAGGCGAUGGAUAUACCGCUCGUGGAGUCGUAUCACACGCACAUUCCGCACUACAUUCCGAGGUACACGUGGGCGGGGUUGGUCAAGCCGAUGUGGGACUUGAUUCGGUUUUGGAACGGCUACGCGUCGACGACGUUGGUGACUUCGAGCAUUCUGGAGAACGAGUUGAGAGGAGAAGGGUGUAAAAAUUUGCAAGUCUGGGACAAGGGCGUGGACACGGUGGCGUUCAAUCCGAGCUUUAAGAGCGAGGAGAUGCGCAAGCGUCUGAGCGGCGGUCGCGACGGUCCGAUCAUCGGGUGCGUCGGACGCCUCGGCGCGGAAAAGCGCUUGGGAGAUCUCAAAGAUAUUCUCGCAAAAUUACCGUCGAACGUGAAUUUGGCCAUCAUCGGAGACGGACCCGAACGUAAAAGGCUCGAGGAGCACUUUGCCGGAACGAAUACAGUUUUCACGGGGAUGAUCACGGGAGACGAUUUGUCCGCAGCGUACGCGUCUUUGGACGUGUUCGUCAUGCCGAGCCCGAGUGAGACGCUCGGUUUUGUCGUCAUGGAGUCCAUGGCUUCGGGCGUACCCGUCGUUGCCGUCGCCGCCGGUGGCUUACUCGAUAUCCUCACCAAUCCGGGCGACGUCGGCUUGCUCUACCCCGAGUACGACUACGACAAAGCCGCCGAGCACGUCAAGAUGUUGCUCGAGAACGACAGCGAACGCCAACGCAUGGGUGCGGCAAGUCGCGCAGACGUCGAAAAGUGGGGAUGGAUGUCGUCCAAUAGAAAUCUCCGAGAGAACCAGUACUCGAAAGGGUUG
Molecule: messenger RNA, 1368 nt
Organism: Ostreococcus lucimarinus CCE9901
Lineage: Eukaryota; Viridiplantae; Chlorophyta; Mamiellophyceae; Mamiellales; Bathycoccaceae
Exons: 1
Molecular function (GO): glycosyltransferase activity
Source: RefSeq, a predicted model, not a curated record